This is a messenger RNA of Macroventuria anomochaeta, 395 nucleotides long. RefSeq lists its product as uncharacterized. The annotation marks the transcript as partial. The transcript has a single exon. The record is from RefSeq and is a predicted model, not a curated record. NCBI's taxonomy places the organism in Eukaryota, Fungi, Ascomycota, Dothideomycetes, Pleosporales, Didymellaceae.
AAGCACGAUCUGCAUGCUGAUUGUAUGUGUAGAACGGAGAUGUUCCAACACUGGUACGAUCUGUUACACAGGGAAGGAGCAUACAUCACGAUUGUGGAGGACAAGAUGGGUCGGACUGCGAUGGGUGGGCCGUUGACGUACUUCACGUAUCCGUCACAGAUACGGAGGCAUGUUUACGGAUACUUCUUUGGGCCAAGAUACGCGAAUGUGUUCUUGUGUCAGAAGACCGAGUUGUUGGAGCAGGUUGCCAAGCUCGCAGACGAGAAAGGGGUGCAAGUGGUUCUACAGCAUGUGAUUAAGGGUACACUGGACGAAGAGGGGCACAAAAAGCAUGGGAUAAGGUUAACAGAUACAUGGUGGAGGGGAGCGUGCGCUGGAAGAUUGUUGUUAGCAUU